Molecule: messenger RNA, 1934 nt
Organism: Manduca sexta (tobacco hornworm)
Lineage: Eukaryota; Metazoa; Arthropoda; Insecta; Lepidoptera; Sphingidae
Product: H(+)/Cl(-) exchange transporter 3
Biological process (GO): chloride transport; transmembrane transport
Cellular component (GO): Golgi apparatus; synaptic vesicle; membrane
Molecular function (GO): voltage-gated chloride channel activity
Source: RefSeq, a predicted model, not a curated record
GUCAGUACAGUUUGAGUGGUCAGUGUAAACAGUACUAACGAGAAACAGUGGUUGUUCACGAUGAUGGAAGCUUCGGAGGCCGACCGCGACGAGCGGCAGCCCCUGGUUGCAGAUGAUGUAGGUGACGCAGUUUUAUUCUCCGGGAUGCAAGGGGAUGAUGAUAUCCCAGGAAUUGGCCAGUACGAUGACUUCCAUACAAUUGACUGGCAAAGGGACAUUGCAAGAGAUCGCAUGCGACACAGAUACAUAGUCAAGAAGAGACAGGACUCAAUAUGGGAUUUAAUAAAGGGCGCUCACGACGCGUGGUCGGGUUGGGUGUGCGUGUUGCUGGUGGGCGUAGCGACGGGCAUGGUGGCGGGCGUGAUCGACAUUGGCGCGUCCUGGAUGACUGAUCUCAAGUUCGGCAUCUGCCCCGCCGCGUUCUGGUUCAACAGGGAGCAGUGUUGCUGGUCCGACACAAACACCACCUUUGACAGCGGGAAUUGUUCACAGUGGUUGACGUGGCCGCAAGUGUUCGGCGACCGCGGCGACGGCGCCGGCGCAUACAUCAUCAGCUACCUGUUCUACAUCGUGUGGGCGCUGCUGUUCGCCGCGCUCUCCGCGUCGCUCGUCAGGAUGUUCGCACCGUACGCCUGCGGAUCCGGUAUACCCGAAAUUAAGACAAUCCUGAGCGGCUUCAUCAUUCGCGGCUACUUGGGCAAGUGGACGCUCAUCAUCAAGGUGGUGGGACUGAUCCUGUCGGUGUCCUCAGGCCUGUCCCUGGGCAAGGAGGGACCCAUGGUACACAUUGCCAGCUGCUUGGGUAACAUCUUGUCGUACCUGUUCCCGAAGUACGGUCGCAACGAGGCGAAGAAGCGCGAGAUCCUGUCGGCCGCAGCCGCUGCGGGCGUCUCGGUCGCGUUCGGGGCGCCCAUCGGAGGCGUGCUCUUCAGCUUGGAGGAGGUGUCGUACUACUUCCCGCUGAAGACGCUCUGGCGGUCGUUUUUCUGCGCGCUGAUCGCGGCGUUCAUCCUGCGUUCGAUCAACCCGUUCGGCAAUGAGCACUCGGUGCUGUUCUUCGUCGAGUACAACAAGCCGUGGAUAUUCUUCGAGCUGAUACCGUUCGUCGGUCUGGGUAUUAUUGGUGGCUGCAUAGCGACGAUAUUCAUAAAGGCUAACAUCUACUGGUGCCGGUACCGCAAGUACUCGAAGCUCGGCCAGUACCCCGUGACGGAGGUGUUGGUGGUGACGCUGGUGACCGCCAUCAUCGCUUACCCGAACCCGUACACGCGCAUGAACACCAGCGAGCUGAUCUACCUGCUGUUCAACCAGUGCGGCAUAUCCAACACGGACCCCUGUGGUGAGUGUCAUGCUGCACUUUGUGAUUACAACCGCAACUUCACCGACGCGAACUCGGCGAUCGAAAAGGCAGCUGCGGGGCCGGGCGUGCACCGCGCCAUCUGGCUGCUGGUCCUGGCGCUGAUCUCGCUGGUGAUGACCAUAUUUACUUUCGGCAUCAAGGUGCCGUGCGGUCUCUUCAUACCUAGUCUCGCGCUCGGAGCCAUCGCCGGCAGGAUUGUGGGCAUCGGUGUGGAGCAGCUUGCGUACCACUACCCAAAGAUCUGGCUGUUCUCGGGCGAGUGUUCGACUGGCGACGACUGCAUCACGCCGGGCCUGUACGCCAUGGUCGGCGCCGCGGCGGCUGGCGGUGUAACUAGGAUGACUGUGUCCCUGGUGGUGAUAAUGUUCGAGCUGACGGGCGGCGUGCGGUACAUCGUGCUGCUGAUGGCGGCCGCCAUGGCGUCCAAGUGGGUGGGCGACGCGCUCGGCCGCCAGGGGAUAUACGACGCGCACAUCGCUCUCAACGGAUACCCGUUCCUGGACAGCAAGGACGAGUUCCAGCACACGUCGCUCGCCGCCGACGUUAUGCAACCAAAGUAAGUGAUUAUAAAGUG